This is a messenger RNA of Vicia faba (fava bean), 399 nucleotides long. The record is from the annotation of a GenBank genome assembly. NCBI's taxonomy places the organism in Eukaryota, Viridiplantae, Streptophyta, Magnoliopsida, Fabales, Fabaceae.
AUGAAGUGCCUUUAUUGGAACAUAAGAGGCGUGGCUAAGGCUUCCUAUAGAUUAGCCUUGAAGAGAUUUCUAAAAUUGCACAAUCCUGAUUUUCUGUUUAUUGCUGAGCCGAAGAUUGAUUUUGUUAAGUUUCCUAAAAAUUGGAUUGUUGGGUGCCCUAUGUUUGUCCUUUCUAAAAAGCUCCAACUUUUGAAGAGGGAUCUUAAAGGCUGGAAUAGAAAUAUUUUUGGUAACAUCGCGAAUAAUGUUUCUAAAGAGGAGGAAAACUUGGGUAUUAUUCAACAAGAUAUUCAGAACAACGACACUAAUGACAUUCUUAAGCGUCAAGAAAAUGCAGCUCAAUCCAUUCUUUCCUACGCCUUUGCCAUAGAGGAUUCUUUCUGGUGGAGUAAGUCCUAA